AUGCAAUGUUAUGCCCCAACUGAUCCAUCAGACGAUGCCUCCAGAGACGCGUUCUACUGCCAACUAGAAAGCGUCAUGACGAAAAUACCAACAGGAGACAUACGCAUAGUACUUGGCGAUUUCAAAUCAAGAAUCGGAAAUAAUAAUGAAGGGAUCCAAACAAUUAUGGGCUAUCAUGGCCUUGGUAGUGUAAGAAACGGAAAUGCAUGUACUUCAGCGGCUAAGUCGUCAUUGGGCUUUGUAAAGCAACAAAAUAAGCCGUGGUUACGUGAAAGCACUUGGCAAAUUGUUCAAAAAAGACGGGAUAUUAAAAAUCAGCUCCAAAGUACCGACGAUCCUAUACGGAAAGUGAAUCUCGCUUCACGUUACAAGAUUGCAGAUACGGAGGUAAAAGACAAGGCUGCAAAAGAUAAAGAGAGGUACUAUAACGAGAUUGCCAGCGACGCUGAAAAAGCUGCAGGUGUAUACGUUGCCAUCAACAAACUAGCAAAUGUGAAACCCCACAUACCACCAUUAAAAGAUAUAGACGGGAACACACUAACCACGGAGGAGAAACAGCUUACCGAGUGUAGAAGACAUUAUGAAACUCGCGAAAGCGUUGAAGAAGCAAACCCAACAGGGAUAUCUCGACUGAGCCCCCAUCUAGCACGGAAAUUAACACCGCAGUCCACAAGCUUAAAAACAACAAAGCUGCUGGCUCGGAUGAUUUUGGCAUUUGUCAUUCUUGAGAGAAUCGCCCCAGCUCUCAACAACAUAUUGCGCACGGAACAGAAUGGUUUCCGCCCCAAAAGAUCGUGUGUAAAUCAUAUUAACACGCUGCGUAUAAUUAUAGAGCAGUCAGCAGAAUGGCGGUCGCCACUGUACCUACUCUUUGUGGAUUUUGUGCGCGCUUUUGACACCUUGAGCAGGCGCGCAAUUUGGUCUUGCUUGAGGACUAAUGGAGUACCGGAAAAAAUCGUCAACAUCAUUCAAGAACUCUAUGAGGGAGCUGUGUGCAGUGCACUCUUCAAAGGCAAAAAGAGCGAGUUGUUCAGUAUUCACAAUGGUGUGCGUCAAUGCGUCACUGUACUUGAUGCUAUUAUAAGUAAAACAAAUAUCGAUAUUCCAUCGGGCAUACAUUGGCGCCCAUAUCAGAAACUCUGCGAUCUGGAUUAUGCCGAUGAUAUAUGCUUUUUGACACACAAAUUGUCUGAAGCACACGCUAAACUUACUGCCUUAGCACGAUAUGCAAGCCAAGUUGGAUUGCGAGCCAACUUCAAAAAAGCGAAGCUUAUACGUAUCGAAACUCCAAACCAGGACGCACUGACGCUUGAAGUGGGUGGCACGCUGGUUACAAUUGAGGACAUCGAAAAUUUCUGCUUCCUUGGCAGCACAGUGUCAAAAAAUGGUGGAUCAGAAGCUGAUUUACAAGUUAAUUCCGUCUCGCUGCCCCUUUUUAAAUUAAAUGCCAUCAAUCAAGACUGUCAAAGUAAGUGA
This is a messenger RNA of Anastrepha obliqua, 1476 nucleotides long. RefSeq lists its product as uncharacterized. The record is from RefSeq and is a predicted model, not a curated record. The coding region runs from base 1 to 1476 and encodes 491 amino acids. The transcript is spliced from 4 exons. NCBI's taxonomy places the organism in Eukaryota, Metazoa, Arthropoda, Insecta, Diptera, Tephritidae.